Molecule: messenger RNA, 2792 nt
Organism: Durio zibethinus
Lineage: Eukaryota; Viridiplantae; Streptophyta; Magnoliopsida; Malvales; Malvaceae
Source: RefSeq, a predicted model, not a curated record
AAAAGGGAAACAAUGGCAACACUGCUCCUGCUACUGUCAACCUAAAAGGCAGUCCAUUUUUCUUCUCAAGUAGAUUCAAGAAAUUCGGGUCAGUAGGUUGCGGCAAGUUGCUACUGUUUCUAGUAAUAUUCAAACUGAUCCCAUCACAGGCUGCCUGCGACAAAGAUGUGGCGGCUAGACUUCUAAAUUAGGAGGCUGCUAUGCCAUAGUUACUGAAAAUCUGAAAUCGUUUACUGCAACCAUGACAGAAAUCAUUGAUUCUGGGAAGCAAGAAUACAACAAGAGAUGCACAUCUGCUUUCAUUUUUGACCCUUCCAUGUUUAAGUCAUCGGAUCCAGAUAUCGAAUUUCCCAUGUUUAACUCAUCGGUUCCAGAUAUCGAAUUCCCCACGACAUAAGCAUUGAUACGACGCAUGUUCCUGCAACGCUGGGGUGGAAUCCCAUCAAAUACGAUUUGAAAGGUCUUGUUACAAGUUACUCUAAACCAGGAAUUUUUAUAGCAACCAGUUCUUAUUCCAUUUGGGGAUGGAAUAACAACAUGCCCACAUUUUUCUUCACAACCAAACUCGUUUACUUCUUGCGAUUUUGCUGCUUGAAUAAGCCAUAGUAGCAGGAUGAAGUAAUGCCCAUUCUCUCUUAAUUUCUCCCACCUUCGAUUGUUGAUUUCUUUCUAUCAUGGAAAUUGAUGACGAAUUUGCUGGCUGCAUAUGUCAAAUAGAUAUAGCUCGGCGUAUAUUCAAAAGGUUCAAAGAAAUUUCUUGGCUUUUGCGCCCCAGUUUUCUACAUUUGAUCCCACUAAUGCACUAACCGCAUAUUUGGUUACCGUAAUACAGGGGAAAUGGAAUUUAUAUUUUGUGAAAAUAAAAAAAAGAAUAAUAGAAUAAAAUAGAGAAAUUUAACAUAAGUGAAUUUCAAUAUAGAAUGCCUAGGUUGUUACUUAAUGGAUCAUGUCAAAAGGGGCAAGACCAAAAAAGACUUGGGUGGUCAGCGGGUUGGGAAGGUGUGGGUAGGUGGGCAGGCUACUGAGAAGGGCCUUGUUUUUAUUGAGCUUCUUGAAGGUAUGGUUCUAAAUACAGCACCAUAGUGCAAUGUCAUCUAUGAUUCUGAUCUCACCUGGUGGAAAAAGGACAAAAGUAGAAUUUUCAGUUGGUGGAGAAUUCUUCCAUUGCAUCGGGCAGCACGUCACGACACAAGCAUUUACGUAUAUUAUGCCAUGGAUGGCCAUAAAUGAGAAAAAUCUUCCUCAGCUUACGAAAGGGGAGAAAAUUGGAGUUUCAAAAGUAGAGUUAUAUGAGGGUGAGACUUCACCCCCUGAUUAUCUCAGUGAGAGUGAGCUCAUUUCUCUGAUGGAGAGGAAUGGAAUAGGCACAGAUGCAUCAAUACCUGUGCAUAUAAACAACAUAUGUGAGAGGAAUUAUGUGCAGGUACAAGUUGGUAGGAAGUUGGUUCCAACUACUUUAGGCAUAACACUGAUACGAGGCUAUCAAUGCAUUGAUCCAGAUCUUUGUUUGCCAGAAAUUCGCAGUUUCAUUGAGCAUCAGAUUACUUUGGUUGCUAAGGGUCAGGCAAAUCAUUCUCGUGUUGUGCAGCAUGUACUACAGCAAUUCAAGCAAAAAUUCAGUUAUUUUAUUCAGCAGAUUGAGAACAUGGAUGCCUUGUUUGAAGCGCUAUUCUCCCCACUAUCUGACUCAGGACGUGCUCUUAGUAAAUGUGGUAAAUGUUUGCGGUACAUGAAGUACAUCUCUACACAACCACAACGUUUGUUUUGUGGCACAUGUGAGGAGGUUUACUACCUUCCUCAAAAGGGAACAAUCAAGCUGUACAAAGAACUUACAUGUCCUUUGGAUAAUUUUGAGCUUUUGAUCUUCUCCAUGCCUGGUCCGGAAGGCAAGUCAUUCCCUCUCUGCCCGUAUUGUUAUAAUAGUCCUCCAUUUGAAGGAAUAGACACUCUCUUUGGUUCAACAAAGAUAGGUAGUACAGGGAAGUUGGGGAAGGGAGCAGGCAUGCCAUGCUUCCUCUGCCCAUAUCCCGCAUGUCGACAUUCUCUGGUGGCACAGGGAGUCUGUGCUUGCCCCGAAUGCAGUGGAACCCUUGUUUUAGACCCUGUAAGUGCUCCGGAAUGGAGACUUUAUUGCAAUAAAUGCAACUGCCUUGUCUUACUCCCUGAGGGUGCUCACCGGAUUGCCACUACCCGAGAACGCUGUGCUGAAUGUGACUUCACAAUCAUAGAGGUAGACUUUAAUGAGAAAACAACUCCUUUGGAAGAUGGAGCUACAUUGCAUACUGGUUGCAUUCUUUGUGAUGAGCUGCUUCAUUCCCUUGUGGAGGUGAAGCAUGGUAAAUCAUUUAACAGAGGCUUCGGUGCAAGAAGAAGAGGAACGAGUAGAGGCGGAUACAGGGGAAGGGGAUGUGCAGCCGGAAAAAGGGUUGACCCUAAAAUGAGUUUCAGAGAUUUUUGAUCUUUAUUUUCUAUGAACUUUUCCUUUCAAGUUAGGUGGAUAAAUGGUCUGUAUGAUUUGAGCUAUAACUGGAUUUCUUUUUCUUGGUAAAGAGCUAUAACUGGAUUUGAGGAAUGGUCUGUAUUAUUGAUGAUGAGCUUGGGAAUUACCAGAAGAGCUAAGUUAGCAGUCCUAUAGCUAAAGCAGCAACUGGAAAACAAUAUCAUGGCGGUCAUGUAUAAAUGCAACGAAAAUUUUAUGUUAAGAGAUAUGGUAACUUAAAACAAUAAAUUCAACUUUGCUAUUUUAAUAUAGAAAACGAAUGUUUGAUUCCUGGAAUAGAAUGAUAGAGUAA